Molecule: messenger RNA, 9872 nt
Organism: Astrephomene gubernaculifera
Lineage: Eukaryota; Viridiplantae; Chlorophyta; Chlorophyceae; Chlamydomonadales; Astrephomenaceae
Source: the annotation of a GenBank genome assembly
UCCUGUAGCGGAGUUAGAAGCAGAGACGCUUGCUGGAGACGAGGCUAGAACGGAAGGCCUAUACUCUGACGACGAUGAGCCGACCUCGAUGGCACCAGAGGUAGACUUUGGCUUCACGUUUAAGACUUUGUUACCGCCCAAGCCUUUCGGAGGAGGGGGCGCUGGUGGGAUCAGGCGAUAGGCGCGACGACGGGAGCUCAGGAUGCUGCUAAGCAUGGGAGCGUUAGCGCCAUGUGCAUUUGUAACUACUGAAUGGGCACAUGUUUUUUCCCAGCAUCUUUGCGUUGAUAUAUUGGUUAUUAAGCUAGGUAGCGCAAAUCGCGCAACAUGCCAACAUGCAAACGAAAAAGUCGCUAGGCUGCCAGAUUCAACUUACCUGAGGUCGCAAUUGAAAUACACUGCGAUAAGAUUGCACAUGGAAUACGCUACGAUGCCUCGGCCCUCACCUUCCAAAAGAUUGUCCCAAGGGCUUGUUUCGGAGCCCGAACCUUGACAAGAUCCAUUAUGCGCUUGUAGCGUCUGAGCAUCCACAUUUCUGAAAGCAGUUGUUUGGCGUUUGUGAGCUGCGUCGGUGUCACAACCGCUUGCGCUAGGCUACCGUAUCCGUUGGGAUGUCGAGACCUCACCCUUGGAUAGCGUUUCCUUCUUAACAGGAUGCCUUGUUUAUAUGAGCCUUAAGGAUUUCGACAAUGGCGCCUUCUGGAUCGGCGCAAGCGAGGUGUGGUCACCCUGGACAGCCCUACUCGUGCGGCUACCUUCUCACCGCUCGACGGCUCAUCUCAUUUGUUCCCCCGUCGACUACCAUCGCAGCUCCUUUCCUUCCGACACACUAUGCCCUCCACUCAGGCCUCCUGCAACGUGUCGGCCGUUGCAGCGCCAUCCUCGCUGCAGGCUCCUCUUCCUCCUCGUCCGGUCCCCUGCAGCGCCCCUCUGGUGCCCCCGGAGGCGGUUCCACCAGCACCGACCUGCUGCUGCAGCGCCUAAGUCGCGCCAGCAGCCUGGGGGACGUCCUGGCGCUGGUGGAGGGACCCAGCGGCGGGCGCCACCAGGCGACGGGUGGGGCCCCCAGAGGAGCUGCAGGCGCGGAUUCCUUCGUCAACGUAGAGCUGCUGGCGGCGCUGGCUCGGUGCUGCAGCGGCGGAGGCAGCGCGGCCCCGGAGGCCAGUGGCGGCGGUAGGCGCGCAGCGGAGGAGCUGGAGCGCAUGUGGGCGCUGCUUCCCGGCCGGCUGAAGGACCUGUCAGGCCGUGUGGGCUGCCUGUCCUUCAAGCAGCUCUCAAGUACCCUUAAGAGCCUCGUUGUGCUUCUUACCCGCAACAGGACAGCUGUCGUACCGCUCACGGCUUCCAUACUUGCUUUGGUGGGUGCCCUGCCGGAAACCGCCCGCAGCACCACCACCCCGCCUCCAUCCCUCAAGGCCCUGGAGGAGGCGUUUUCGGCUGCUCAGCAACUGCUUUCCUUGACUGCGGCAGCAGCAACGUCUGCAGCCAGCAGUGGAACCAACCCGAGGCUGCAACAAGAGCAGCAAAGACAGCUACUGCAGCAGCAGCUACAGAAGCAACAGCAGCAGAUGUACGAGUACCUCCGCACGGCAGUCACGGAGGGCCCUGGCUGCGUGGAACGGCUGAGGAGCGGUGCGGAUAUGGCGGAGCUGGCAGCCGCGGUCACGCUUGUGGCCAGGUUUGGGUUGCCACAGUCACCACCGCUUGGGUUCGUUGAGGCGGUUGUGGGGCGCGUGGAGGAGCUCAUGGCUGCGGCUUGUCCCCCCGGGCCACUGCUGCCGGAGCCACUGCAUGCAGACGUCUCCCCCACUUCCGCGGCUUCCGAAACAGCCUCAGCAGCAACCCCAAGAGCUGCUGCUGGCGACGCCACUGAAGGAGAGCACAAGGGCAAGAAGAGGGACAGGAAGGCUGCACCGUCGAAGCAGCAAACGCAGCCUCUAGACGUGCGCUCCCUCACGCUGCUCCUGACGCACUGGUGCUCUAGGCCCCCCUUUGCUGCACCCUCCUCAUCCACCGCUCCACAGCAGCAGCAAGGACAUCAAGUGGGAUUUGGGGGGCCGGCAGGCCCGUCCGGAGGUCCGCAGCAGGCGGUGGUGGCAGGCGAGCCGGUGUGGGUGGACUGGGUAUCACACUGCGCCGAGGCGGUGUGGCUGACGCAGGACGUGGCGACACAGGCUCGGAGGGAGGUGAUGGCGGCUGAGGUUGCUGGCUUGGAGGAGCAGUUGGUGACGCUGAGGAGGGAGGAGCAGCGGCUGCUGAGGGCUGAGAAGCAGCAGCAGGAACAGCAGCGGCAGCAGCAGCAACGAGGGCACAAGCAACAGCGACAGACCCAGCAGCAGCAGCAGCAACAAGACCGAAAGGGCGGAACCCAAGCAGUAUCCGGCACCGAUAGGGGCGGCACCUCAGCCCAGCAUACAGAUCCCUCCCCAGCCAGAGACGACCAACAACAUCAAGAGCAGCAGCCCUUUGCGUUUACUGAUGCCGCCGGUGCGGCAGCUGCCAUUGGCAGCACAACGGCCGACAUGCAGAGGGCCAUUCGUGAGCUGCGGUCCCUUGGGCCCUCUCCCGCUCCCUCAGCCCCUGCCUCCGCUUCCUCCUCCGCGGCGGCAGGAGCACUUGAAGUGGAGCUGCUGGUUGAGUUGGCGUUCCAGCUGGGGCGGUGCCUGGGCGGGCGGGCCAGCCGGCAAGGUUGCGCGCUGGCAGAAGUGGUGCUGCUGGGGCGCAUGGAGGAGCUGAAAGCAAAGGGAAAGUCGGCGUUGGUAAUCAAGCUGCUGGCAGCCUUCCGGCACCUGCGCCACGCCGCCUCCCCUCCGCUGCUCUCCGCCUCCCUGCACGCGCUGCUGCCCCACCUGGAGAGCCUUCCCGCGGAGGAAGCGCUGCCGCUACUAACCGUCCUGGAGGCCUUCGGUGACCAGCCGCUAACCAGCCCACAGCCGGAAGCAGUGCUGCAGCCUCUAGCACAUACUGUCUCCAAGGAGGCGGCCCGUAGUAGUGGCAGGGGCGUGCCUGUACCUGUGCUGCUGUCGGCGCUGCUUCGGCGUUGCGCAGCCUGGGGCGUGCGGGUGCCGGAAGAGGCGCUGAGGACCAUCCAGAGGGCGGUGGAGCCCUGGAUUCGAUGGGAGGUCAAUCCGGGGCUGCAGCCGGGGCUGUAUCGUGCACUGCAGGAGAACCGGCGCUUCAUGGCGGAAACCGCCAAGACACAGCCGCUCCCAGAUCACCAGCUGCAGAAGCACGCAGGCGGGUCCAUGCUCGAGGUGCUGAUGGACGGAGUGGUGCUGCCGCUGGCGCAGCUGGGCCAGGCCUUUGCGGAGCCGGAUACCUAUGCGGCGGCGCUGAACUAUUGGCGAACCGUGGGUCGCUUUGAAGGACUCGAUGCGCGGAGGUCGGCGGCGCUGCUGCGUACCGUGGCACUGGCCCAGGGCUGGCACCACUCUCGGGUGAUGCGUGAGGACCUUGAGCAGUUGCUGGUUGAUUCGCUGCAUGAGGAGGCGCUGCUGCGGCUGCCCGAGGCGGGGGGCGCACGGCAGCUGGCGGAGCUGCUGGCGGCGGCAGGCCGCGCCAUGCCGGUCAUGGCUAACAAAGUGGAGCGAGGCGGAGGAAUUGCGGAGCGAGCCGCCCCACUGGCUGCCCCGCUGCUGCUGCCGGCUGUGGAAUGGCUUCUGGAGCUGCAGCCGCAUGCUGACGAGGUGGCGCUCGCAGCACAGGCGCUGUUUGUGGACCUGAGGUGGGGUCGCGGAGCUGGCCAGGAGGACGGAGCGGGCGCUGAUGCGGCCGCUGCGGCUGACCAGGGGGAGGCACACAAGCAGCCGCACGUACAGCUGUUGGAGCGCAUGCUAGCCGCAGCAGAGCCCACGUUGGAGGCAGCGGAGCCGGCCGACAUUGCGAUUGAAGGAGUCAGCAUUGGCAGGAGCAGUGGCUGCAGUGCCCAGGGCUGUGCUUACCUCCUGGCAGCUUGCGUGAGCUGCGGGUACACGCCGCCGCUGGUGCAGCUGGCUAGGCUGUACGGCAGAGCGCUGCAUGCACUGCAGUCGCAGCCUGCGCCGGCGGCUGUGCUGGUGAGCUUGGCAGACAGCUUGGGCCGGCUGGGCGCUGGGGCAGAUGCGGCAGGGGCAAGCAGCAAAACCACUCGACGGCCAGAAGUGCCGGGCAGCCUUUGCGAUGACCCGUCUCCUGCGUCUGAGCAUGCCGCAGCCCCAGUCGUUGCUGCGUCACGAGGGGCGUUGCUGCAAGCCCUAGCCGACGGCUUGCUGCACCCAGCAGCGCUGUCAGAGCUCAGCAAGCAGCCCAAACAGCUCGUGGAGACGGUGUGGCAGCUCACGCGCAUGGGUGCACGACUGAAUCCAGCUUGGGUCCAUUCGUACGACAGCUUGGUCCUAAAGCUCAUGCCCAAUCUGGAGCCGGCGGGUCUAGCGCAUGCUGCCGCCAGCCUGGCCCUCUUGGGCGCCUCACCCCAGGCCUCCUGGGUGGAUGCGCUGUUGAAGCACGCGGAACAGCAAGGAGGCCACCCCAGGUUUUCGCGUUUCAAGACGUACGAUCUCGGACUGCUACUUGGUGGCGUACAUGCGUUGUACGGUAGCGGCGGCGGCGGAAGCAGUGCUGCCAGCAGCAAACCGCGGGCAGGCACGGCAGCUUCCGCGCCGUCAAGCGAUGCUGCGAUGCAGGCGUGGAGUCGUGCGCAUGUGACCUUUGUGAACGAUCCUCUUUCUCAGGGUGUGUUGUCCAAGUACAGCCCCUCAGAACUGCAGCUGGUGGCAGCGGCGGUGGCGGCGUACGAGCUGGCACGGCAAGGCGGUGGCAGCAAGCAGGGACGUCCGAAAGGUGGCAAGGGGUCGAGCGUGGUUUCAUCGACGGACUGCAUGGGGCGGGUGCAGCCGGCAUGGCUGGAGGCGUGCGGCGGGGCGCUGCUGAAAGUGAGGCGGGGCUGCCUGCAGCGCAGCUCCUUCACCGGGGCCGCUGCGGAGGCGGCAUCUCCGAUGUCGCCCGCUGUCCUGCCCUUGGCAGGCCUGAUCUUGGAUCUCCUGCGCUUGGCGUCAUGCGUUGUGGCUGGCAGCACGGAUGGCUCUAUCCGGCGACUGGUGGCUGCGGCCCCUCCAGCAGCAUUGGAGGUUGGGCCCACGGGUCACGGAGCCCUUGCUGCCUCAGAUGUUGGCUCAGGUCAGGAAGCUGCUGUGCCUGCGGCGCUGACUGCGGCAGCUGCGCCGGCUGCCUCCACUGAGGCCGUUAAGCUGCUCGAGUACGUACGCCUCUCUCUCACUGAUUGGGCCUCGGUAGGCGGCAACACUGGCAGCGCCGUUGGCGGCCUGCCCUUAGCAGACUGGCAGGUGCUGCUGCGGGCGGCGCUAGACGCUGGCUUGCAGCCCUCCGCUCCCGAGCUUGAGGCAUACUGCUCGCGGCUGUUCGCUUCCCUGGCUGAGAAGGCCAACCGUCACGACAGCUCGGACGACCAGCGGCAUGCCCUGUGGCGUGCGGUAUCGUCCGCCUUGACUUCGGUGCUGCUGCCUGUGCUGCCCUGGUCGCCGCCAGCUCACAUCGCUGCGGCAUUCAGGGAGGCGUUCCUGCUGCAUGUGCCCCUGCAACAGGCCAGCAUGCGACAGCUGGGGCUGCUGUGCACGUACUGCGUGCAGACCGGGCUCGGCAGUGAUGCGGUGUGGUCAAGGGUACGGGAGGAGCUGAUUAGGCGCCUGCCGCAAGAGUCGGUAUUGACAGUGGUGGCAGCGACUCAGGUGCAGGCGGGAAGAAGGCUGGUGGCCAAGGCAACAGCACCAGCAGCAGUACCCAAGGCUCUAGGGCAGCCUAUUGGGGCGCAAGGGGUAAAGGGCGGUGGCGCUGUCCAAUCAGGAGGCGAAGAAGGGCCCCAGGAGCAGAUAGCGGCUGCUGAUUUGGCAGCGGUCUGCUAUGCCUUGGAGAUAGGCGGAUGUGGGGCGGGGCAGGCAGCGGUGCGGUGGCUCUGGGAGCUGCAGGAGCGCCAGCAGAAGCCGCAGCAGCCGGGGUCCGCAGGGCAGGAGCAGGGCGCAUGGUACUCGGGUUCGAGCCUAGCACUGAGCGGCUUGUCUGCCUUACAGCGCCUAUGGAUGAGCAGGUCGGCAGUGGUAAGCCCGCCCUUAACACCCGCGGAGGAAGUCCUGGAGGGAAUGGCUGCAACCGCAGUGGCAGCGCAGGCGCUAACCACAGUGAAGCAACCAGCAGCGGCGGAGGAGCUCUGGCAGUCUCUAUUCAGCAGCGUCUCAGGUCUUGACUUGCUGCUGCCAUCGCAGUUGGUACAAAUGGUAGCCUUAAGAGCCGAAGCGGCAAGGACUGCCGAUGGCACUGCCGGCGGCGGCGCGUGUAUAGCAGCGCACAUGCCUUCAGAAAUCGGAGUGCGCUUACUGCAGCGCUUGGCUGCACCCACUGUCCGUCCAAGCCUGAAGCAUUCUGAGGCCGCGCUGGCAUUGCUGCACUGCCUGCCCGCCGCUUUGGGCCGCGCAGAGGCGUUCACCGCAACGAGCGCAGCAGCAACAGGGUCUGAAGCUGCCACUUCCGGGGCAACCUUUGCAAUUGGUGGCAGGGGCCGAGCUCCACUUCCACCUUACGCUGUGGCGCUGGCAGAAGCGGCUGAGGAGGCGCUGCCGUUGGCUGACGUAAUUGAGCUGCUGUUACUGCUGGAGGGCAGGUCGGGCUGGCGCAUGUCGCAAAGGCGGGUUGAGAAACUCGUGGAAAGACUGCUGCGUGCGGUCGAGGCAGUCACGGCGGCAAACCAGAUGAAAGGAGAUGGCCAUGAGCAACUCCAAGGUGCUGCCUGGACUCUUGAGCGCGCACUGCAGGUAGCCCGCGCCCUGCUUACACUGGCACCCGUCCAGCAAGAGCAACAUCAACAGCAGAAAGCGGUACGGUUGACCAUUACACCUGAAGCGCUGACAGUCAUAACGCCGUUUCUACAGCGGCUGGUCCCGGCAGCGGAGGAGCGCUUGCGACACCAAGUCAACAAGGAGGUGUUGGGUGGUUCGGUUGAGAAUGACAAGCCUCCUGAGAUUCAACACGCAGAAUACGCUGACCAUGGCACACCACUGCCGCCCCUCGAGGGCAUAACUCCCGAGCUUGCAGCUCAAGUGGUGGUCGCGAUGAUUGAAGCUGCUGGCGAGGACAUGCCCCUGCCGCGCCCGCUUGCAGCCAUAGCCAUCCUGCUGCUGGGCUGCCCCGGAGCUGCCCAAAGGAUGCCCCAGGCGCAGCUGCAACAGGCGCUAGCACACUCACUUGUGGGUCACGCCGAUCUCCCAAUGCCCGAUUCAACGGCUGAGGCCAUUUUGUCGGCCCGCUUGGCGGCCACUGGUGUCACGCCUGCUCGUGAGCUUGCACUGACACGGCAGCUGCGGCUGUGCGGCGCAAGUGCGUCCCACUCGCAGCGGGUUCUGGCGGCCAUGCAGACAGAUGAAUUCACAGGCUUCGAGCUCGAGGAGACAGCCUUUUUAUUACGUGAGAUGUACGAAUGUUGCUUCGAGGCGGAUGUGUACGGCGGUUUCCUGGCUUGCAUCUACAGCAUCUUGAAGUCACACUUCAUUGCCUCCUCAAGCCGCCUGUCGCUUGCACUUGAUGCCUUGCGUCAUGCUGACGCGGUGGCCCCACGCCUACAGCGCCCAAUCACAUGGGCGCCAGUGCUGCUCGCCUGCUUGCGAGACGCUAAGGCCUAUACUCCACAUGUGCUGCCGGAACGCCCCAGCAGCUCUGUUGGCAGUCCCAGCAGCAGCGUUGUAGACUCGGAGCUCUUGUGGCACUUCUUGGGCUUGCUGUGCGAGCUUGGACCGGUUUCCGUUACCGCCGGUUUCAUGGACUUACCACCUGAGCUGAGCUACAGAGCACGCGAACGCCUUGUAUUCUGCAAUGGUAACGAAUUUAUGAACUUCUGCGGGCCGUACACCCUCGACGCCGGCGAAGCCAUCUCCAUAGCAAACUACCUGUGGCCCGAGGUCGAGGCGCAUGCGGCAGCAGUGGACCUCUCAAAACCCACAGCGGCAGCACCUGCGGGUGCACCGCUGCUGACCUGCCGGCAGCUGGGUGUGCUGUAUGGUGUCGUGGGCAUGAUACCCGACCAUCUGAGCGGGGGAUACGAGGACAAGCUGCAGUCGCUGCGUGAGCAGCUCCUGCCGCUCUAUCUGCAUUCGCUGUCAUCCCUAGCAAUCCUGAAGCCCCAAGAGGGCCAUAAGCACCCUUCGUACCUCUGCGACAAGCUCAACGCUUUCCUGGACGCCUUGGAGCCUGUCAUCUGUGCAAAUCCCCUCGACAGGGCCUUGCCGGCCGGCUACUACGCCCCCUUGCAACCACCAGUACGGGAGCUCGUCGCGAACCUAGUAGCUGUCAAUAUCAACACAGCUGACGACGCAUUUCCGCUCGACAAGCUGAUUUCCUUCAAUAUGGAGACGCGGUUUGUCCGCAACACAAUGCUUGGCCGCGUCUACAAACAGGACGUUUAUUAUAACCUCCUCUCCAUGCUCAAAGACAUACAGACCCCGCCAGAAUACCGCGACAAGAUCGACGAUGCAUUGUGGGAUGCAGCCCGGGAGGCUUACGUGCUGAGGGUGCUGCCCUGGUACCGGGCGGCUAGGCGGUUGCUGACCAUCAUAAUGGCCUCGGCCCUAGGAAGUUUCCGAGGCGAGCUGGCGACCCGCGGCGUGGAGGGGCCUGGGGAUGGCCGUUGGGCGAAUCUGAUGUGGGAGGUUUCGGUUGUCUGUCCGGAGUAUGACGAGAGCGUGGGGCGGGAGGCAGCUGAGACAUCGAAGCAUGUUGCUGGGAUGGAGGUCGCAGUGGGGUUGGAGGACGAUGCGCAAGGAUGAGGCGGCGCUUGCAAGAGGCGACGUCCGACAACAUUGGUAUGACAAUGAAUGCAUAAAGCAAAGAAUCGGAAGGUUAGGAAGAGGCUCAAACAGCAGGUACAAUAGUUGCUGCGGGAGUUUGGCUAUCUAUGGGGGUCCCUGCGUUGCCACCGCCAGGCUGCCUGACACGUUUGGGUGGGGGGUAUUCAUGUCGGAGCUGUAGGCUGCUGGGUGCCAGGGGCCGCCUCAUACAGCAGAAUUUAAUUUGCUAUUUUCAUGUACAUCAAGUGUGGAAUGUACGUAAAUGCGCACCGGGUACAGUGGGGUUUCCUAACACGGGGACGAGGGUUGAGAGUCCUCUUCCCAGCCUUGCUGAAGUUGUACCAAAGUUGUUAUAAUUGUCGAUGCUCCGAGGGGUCUUCGGACUGCAUAACACUCCGUUUUCUGUCGUACAUUGGCCAUGGUUGCUGUUUUGUGGCAUGGUCCAAAGGGCUGUGCAUCGCAUUUGAGUCGUUCUGACGCUAAAGAAUCGCAUUCUCGCUGGCACCAGGGGCAGACUUUUGGCUUUACGUUUAACAGCUCCGGACCUCCUUAUCCUUUCGGAGGAGGCGCUGGUGGGGUCAGGUAGUAGGCGGAAGUGCAGGGGCUGAAACCCUCUUAGCAUGGGAAGGUUUACUCAACAUGUGCGCAAGUGUCAUGCUCGUAUGUAAGAACUUUGUCAUCAUUUGGUUCUCGGUUUUUUGGCUUGGUUGCGUGAAUGCUUGGAACUGUGCCAAAGCCGAACUGAAAUAAACACUGAAAAUCAUUGAAAAUAGUGGAUUGGACUUACCUGAUUGAGGUAGCACAUGAUGUAUUACCGUACUAACGAGCCUCGGUGCGAAAGCCCAGUUGGGGCUGUUGGUUGAGGAGGGCGACGAUGCCUGCGCAUGCCCACAUGGGCGUCAGUACCCAGCAGGCCAGGGAAGGCAGGCAUGCUUGCCGGGCAGGGCGUGGACGCCGGUCUCAAGCGCGCCCGGUUCAUCUUCAGCUUGCUCUCCCGGCCCACACGUUUUGCUGGGGCACAUGUUUGAGGCAUGGAGCACCCUGGGG